This is a messenger RNA of Sesamum indicum (sesame), 1227 nucleotides long. RefSeq names its product Mitochondrial inner membrane translocase complex, subunit Tim44-related protein. Gene Ontology annotation, cellular component: mitochondrion. Lineage: Eukaryota; Viridiplantae; Streptophyta; Magnoliopsida; Lamiales; Pedaliaceae. The record is from RefSeq and is a predicted model, not a curated record.
CAAGGUAUAAACCACAAGAAUAAUAAGAGCCCUCAAAUGAAAUCGACCCUCAGAACUGAAGUUGAGAGUGAAGACUGACAACACCAUACUCCAAAACCCCUCCUAAUUCUCAAGAACCCUGGGAAAACCUUUCCGUUUCAAUGGCGAAAGCUCUGGCACAGUCUCGGCGCCGGGUUCUGCCGUUUCUGAUGCCUUCCCGUCUGUGGCUUGAGCAACCCUUGGAGCCUACUUCCUGGCUGCUGAAAUUGGAGGCUAAUUCACCAAACAUCACCUGUGUCAGGUUGUUUAGUGUGCAAGCAAGUCCCCCUGCUCAAGCCCGACAAAUGGGGGCUCUUAAAGUCUCAAUGACAAGUCCUGGAUUUGUGUAUGAGCCAUAUUCACCCCGGGAGCCAAUCUCGUUUUGGUAUAGAUGGUUUACUAGACCUGGUUGGAAAAGAACAAAAGAAGAUAUUAUUAUGGAGCUAAAAAGUGCUUACGCCAUUGCGAAAUUGAGAAAAUCUGGCUAUUCAAAGCAGAAGUUCUAUAAAGAAGCUGUUGAUUUAUACAAAGAGAUAAAUACCCAAAUGGCCAUUGGAGACAAAGGAUUAUUGAGGAAAUCAGUUACAGAGAACAUGUAUUCUGCCCUCAAGAAUGAAAUCAAGCAGAGAGAGAGAGUUUGGAGUCAUGUUUACUGGGAACUGAUGAUGCCAAUUAUUAAAAUGCGAACUCUGCGAGCUCGACUGAUUGGUGUAGAUCGAAAUGACCUCAAUAAAGUGUUUGUACAACUCACGCUUGAAUUUCUUAGCAAACAGAAGUUUGAGGCAUAUGACUCAAGUGGAUCUGUUGUGGCUGGUGACAAAAGCAAGGAGGUUCUUGUACGCGAUAUAUGGGUUUUCGAGAAAUCCCUUUUCCAUCAAGGCGCAUACUGGCGUCUUUGUGGAAGAAUCAAAGUUUAGCUGUCCAUUCCCGAGCAGGUGAUCUGCUUCUCAAUUUUGUAAGAUGCUUAGAUUUGUAUCAAUAAACAAGCGUCCCUCUUUUUUUCGGGAUAUUUGGUCAUUUACCAUUGAUCUUUUAGAAGUUACAGUUUGGAUCUCAUUUCCUUUCUUUUCAAUCAAAUCAUUUUACCUGGAAGAUGCAUCUGCAUUGCUCUCUUUGUUCAGAGAAGCAAAUGGAUUGCAGGGAAGUUGUGUGUAUCUUUGAAAUUGCAGUAGCUUGGCUUUUGAUGUUUCUUUCAGCUAACAUCAUUCA